This is a messenger RNA of Acanthaster planci (crown-of-thorns starfish), 3979 nucleotides long. RefSeq lists its product as uncharacterized. Lineage: Eukaryota; Metazoa; Echinodermata; Asteroidea; Valvatida; Acanthasteridae. Gene Ontology annotation, molecular function: interleukin-17 receptor activity. The record is from RefSeq and is a predicted model, not a curated record.
AUGUAUUUCGUGACAAUGGUUUCACGAAGUUAGUUCAGGCAUGCUCUAUGAUUCAGACUCUCAGAUUCAACAUCCCAAGGCUGACGACUCUGCCUAACGAAUAAAAUAAAAUUACCGACAGGUACUAGGUAACGUGAAUACUACGGUAUUCACGCAUGACAGACCAGCCGUUCAGUUUGUGUACGUGGAGAUAACAGUCAGUCACGAGUAGAGAAAUAGAACUAAAAACAAGCCCAUCACACUGCCAGAGUGUGCACACAAAUGAUUGCAACAUCGAGAAUGGCACAACGCAAAGAGCGACGGCUUGAAUGCAGCAGGGGACAAUGGCACCGAUGUUGCCGCCAGCGUUUCCGCAGGAUGAUUUCUCUUGUCAGCAUGUUUUGUGUUAUCCUACUUCCGUCUGUCACGGGCCAGGCCUAUUGGUACGACCCGCCUUGCCUGAAUCACAACUUCUCGUGGACGACUCAUAGUGGUGGAACACAGAAGUGCAAGUUGUCGAUGGUGGAAGUACUCGGCACUCAAGAUGAGAAAUAUUGUGCUAAUCCCCUGGAUUCUCUGACUGACGGGACCGAGCCCAGUCAGCCACCUCCUGUGGAGAAUGUAGAGGCUAGCUACUACACCACACGGUUUGUCCCAGGGACAUCUUCUUGGGAAUGGGCAGGGAUAUGGAGCGGUCUAAACAUCACCUUUCAACUGGGCCUGCAAGGAGCUGGGAAGGUUAGAGGUGUGUUGCUGUCGAUGAAAAGUCUGAGCCCCGAUUCGGAUGAUUACUUGACCAUGUAUUGCCAAGCUUAUGACUUCCUCCAACCACUCAGUGUGGAUGCUCUGGUGGAUCAACAAGGAAGCCCAGUACAGUUGUUCCAUGAUUGCUGGCGCGGUCAAAAACCUGGGAUGGAAUAUGAAUAUGCCUUACGAACUCUUCCAGUGUUGGACACAUCUGCAUCUGAUCCGGACGGAGAUACUGCAGUGACAUUUCAGUAUAGGACACCUUCGUGCUUCGCAGUUCCUGAUGAUUACUUGUGUAAAGACCGCAUUACCGGACAACGACCCCCUCAAAUCGCAUUAUGUUCCUAUUGGAGACCACAAUACUUCACAGUGACAGCCAACUACAAUGACCUCUCAGUUGCCAUGGAGCUCGGCCCAGCAGAGUGUGGCUUUGAUUCCUUCAGGCUGGCUGCGGCAAGUCGUGGUGCUACAUCCGGUGUCAACCUGUGGGCCGAUGGUUUUAUCCAAGUUACCAUGGCUAAUGUGUCCCACUUUGAGACCUUUGCCUAUGGAAGGAACAUCACCUACAUCAAGGUUGACCUGAAGGGUGUCAGUGUUGGCCAGCGAGUGGUUGUGGUCGCCGCCUGGCCAACUCAAAAUACCUGUUUUGGAAGCAAUGGAAUUUCGAAGCCUUGCAGUGUCACCCUGUCAGCUGUUUUGAACAUAAUUGAAAAUCCCUGUCUUAGUGGGCCCUGCAGUUCAAUAGAAGUUUGCGAGCCAAGUGGACACAGAUUUAGCUGUCACUGCAAACCAGGCUACAUGAGGGAAGACUCAAUCUGUGUCAGAAACCCAUGUGAGGUGUCGAAUGACACACAUGUAGCCUCCAAUCCAUGCCGUUUAGGGAGCUGCGCUGUCAGCAAUGACAAGAGAAGCUACUCCUGUAGUUGCCCCGAUGGAUGGGUGUUUGUGAACGGAACUUGCCAAGAAAUUCCUAAUGACUUGCAUGAACUUGAAGGCCCUGAUGAAACCACACACAUUUUGCCAGUGGAUGCCUGCAUUCCAAACCCCUGUGGUAAUGGAAUAUGCCAUCAUCAAAUCCACCCCCUUGGUCAAGUGGACUAUUCCUGCGAUUGCCAACCGGGAUAUAUAAAGCGUGGGAACACGUGCAAAGCUGACUCCUGCAAAACAAAUCCCUGUGGGAGACACAGUUCUUGCAAACACUCUGAUCAAUCACUAAGGAGAACUGAAGGCAGCGUAAACGCUGUUCCUUUCACCUGUAACUGCAACUUUGGUUACCAUUACGAUGACAUGCACCAUUCUUGUGAAGUGUCAGUUGGGACUCUGGUUGCCGUGAUUCUGACCAGCUUCUUCUCUGCCUUCCUCUUGCUCUUCCUGCUGUUGGCCUGGAGACGACGGAAGAGCUCUCGGACCUUAUUUCACAGAGCCGUGCCGUGCAUGGGUAUUGGUGAGAAUAACAGUGACCUUAUUGUUGAUGGGUCUUCGGUUCCGUCACGAACGCCAAGCCUACACAGAAUGUCUACGCUAAGUGGUUUCCGUCAAGGGACAGAGAGAACUGAGAUCAUCCAACCAAUGAAACGAAUCAAGACGGUGCUCUUCUACUCGAUGGAUCAUCCCUUACAUGAGGAAACUGUCCAACGGCUCGCCACCUUUCUCAAUGAAUACUGCAUGUGUGAUGUGAUUCUUCCAUUGUGGUGUGCCCAGGACAUUGCAAGGAGGGGGGUAAACGAAUGGAUCACUUUCGUCCUCGACUGGGCUGACAAGGUCAUACUGCUAUGCUCUAAGGGAUCUGGAAUCGCCUGGCGGGCCUACUCGAGUGCCAGUCCAACGCAAAGCGACUUGCUCACCCGAGCUGUGUGCAUCCUCCUACAAGGCGGUUCCUCGGUGGGUGUGCCAGAGAGAUGCUGCGUGGCCUAUCUGGACUACUCCUCCAAAGACGAUGUCCCCCCGCCCCUGGCCGUGGGUGCCAUCUACCGUCUGAUGAAGCACAUGGAUGCCUUCUUCUUCCGACUCCACGACAUGAAGCAGGGCUCAGCCGAGUGGGAGCUGCGGGCCACCGACCUGGAGGAAGAGAGCUAUGCCGGGGCGUGCCCUGAGGGUGCCGCCCUUCAUCAUGCCAUCCAGCAGAUGAGAGAGUAUCAGAAGGCCGAGCCAGACUGGUUUCACCAGAGACGCGUGCUGUCCCACACAGGGACAGAGUCACAGACUACGUUUGAGGAGACAUUGGAAGUUGAUGACAAGGAGUAUGACGAGGCACUGAAGCAAUUUUUAAGCACCCCUACAAUUUGAGUGCCAUCAUUUGUAAACAAGAUCCCAGGCCUCGCCAAGGCGGCAAUAUUUGCUACAACACAGGCUGUGCACAGCAACCAAGUUCACCUUCAACAAACGGUCUAUCUUUACAGGCACCCUGGGCAUUGUGGGCAAAACACAGAUGAGGCCAACAGCAUUUUAACCAACUUAUGAAAUUCAAUUACCUGUGUUAGCACACAGCCUCUGGUAUAUGAAUUGAUUAAACAGUAACAAAGCACAAAACCAGUUGUGUACAGUGCUACUUCUGUAAAUUUCACAUUUAUAACUGUAUUUUUAUUGUAGCAGUUAAUAGUGAUGAAAUAAUUCAGUGAAAUUCAUAGUUGCUUUAAAAACAGCAUGUUUAAUAUUUAAACUUUCCAAAAUGGAGCUUUGAGCUUUAUUCUUGUCAUGGUAUUAAUAUUAUCUUUGUACACACUUUGGCGAUGAUAAAAUAGUAGAUAUUUGAUAUGAUCAUUGAUUUUGAUAACUGAUUUACUGUAAACGAUCAACGCAUCUGAUGUCAAUUCUUUUUACGUUUCAUCGAUAAGGUAUAAGGUAAGCUGAUUAAGAUACACGGCACACAGUUUACUGUGCAUGACUCUAUUGGCCUCUGGUUAAGAGCUGUUUGAGAAAAAUAAUAUAUGACCUGGAAGUGUAACAAAUCACAACAAAAAUGUACAGUUGUUCUGAAUAAACCAGAGGAGAAAAGUUACAGAUUUUUUUUUUCUUCAGCAAAAUUGGGUCAAAAGUAUUGAAUUAACAAAGCAAACGAAUAACGUAUGUUCAAUAUUUACAGUUUAACAUGUAGCUUUGUGAGACAGGAACAAAAGUGCAAAUUGAUUUAAAGAUUUCAGUUCAUAUGGAUACCUUCACCAAUCUGCAACUGAAAUCGAGAGUGGUUUCCAUUGUCUUGGCCGUACCAGCUGGCACAGAGCACCAAAGUGUGACGUCAUUUUGAACCAGAAAA